AUGAACGGGCUGAGGCGCGCCUUGGGGCUGGGGCUGGGCCUGCGGGGCGUCUGGCGUCGCUGGCCCUCGUGGCCCGUUGGAGGCGCAGGGGCGGCCCCUCGGCGAGCGACACCCGGAGGCUUCUCUACUGUCCCGAGCGCUGAGCGGCCGCCGAGGCGGCGGGAGGCGGGGGGCAUCGUCGCAACAGCCGCGAAAGACCCGCGUGAGGAGGAAGAGGAGUUCGUGUUCCCCGAGUAUCACCCGGCGGAGGAGCCGGCCCUCGAGAAGCUGCUGAGGGAGCUCAUCAAGAAGGAGGAAGAGGGGGAGGAGGAGAUCCCGCAGGUGCCCCGGGAACCCCUUCCGCUGCAGGCUCCCGACGGCCAACUUCCGAAGCAGCCCCGGCGGAGGAGGCCCCACAAGGCUUCGGGGAGUCCGGAUCCCUCGAUACCCUCGAGCGGGGUGGCCUGCUCGGGCUGUGGCGCAGAGCUACACUGCCGGGACCCUGCUUUGCCCGGGUACCUGCCCAGCGCCAAGUACCUGAGCCUGCUGGGGGGGGCUGGGGAGAGCCCUGAGAAGGCUCUGGAGGAUGCCAUCUGCCAGCGCUGUUGGUUGCUGAUUCACCACCAGCAGGCCUUGCGGGUGCAAGUGACCCCCGAGGAGUACCGCAACGUGGUCAGCAGUGCCGUGCGCAGUUCUCUCCGCCAUGGCCGCCCGCCCCUGGUACUCUGCCUGGCGGAUGUGCUGGACCUGCCUGACUCCCUCCCGCCGGAUCUCCCUGAGCUGGUGGGAGAUCAAGCCAAUAUCCUGGUGCUGGGCAACAAGGUGGACCUGGUGCCUGGCGAUUCACCUAACUACUUGAAGCGCCUCCGGGAGCGCCUGCUGGAGGCCUGCACCCAUGUCAGCCUGAACCAACACAGGGGGGGCCCAAACCAGCGAGUGGUUGACGUGCACCUCCUCAGCGCCAAGACGGGCUAUGGGGUGGAAGAGCUGAUCUCCAAGAUGCAGAGCUCGUGGAAGUUCAACGGGGAUGUAUACCUCGUAGGGGCUACCAACACUGGGAAGUCGACCCUCUUCAACACACUGCUCCUGUCAGACUACUGCAAGUCCAGAGCCUCGGAUGCUAUCAGCAGGGCAACCAUUUCUCCUUGGCCAGGAACUACUUUAAACUUGCUGAAGUUCCCAAUUAUAAAUCCUACGCCUUACAGAAUAUUCAGAAGGAAAGAAAGGCUGGCAGCAGAUGCAGCAAAAACGGAGGAAGACCUCAGUGAAGAGGAGCAGAAUCACCUGAAAACCCUCAAAAAGCAGAGCUACUUGAUAGGAAGAGUUGGAAGAACAUUUCAGCUCCCACAGAAGUUGAGAAAGAACUACGAAGUUGACUUUGAUGCUGAAGCGCUCUCUUUCAGCGCGGAGGAAGAACCUACCCUUCCCUCCAAAACCACCAAGAAAGCUGAACUCUCAUACAACGAAGUGAAAGAUGCCCGCUGGUUUCAUGACACUCCGGGAAUUAUAAGAGAUGGCUGCGUUUUAAACCUCCUGAACGAGAAGGAAGUCAAGCUCGUCUUGCCUACGUGGGCCAUCACUCCGAGGACGUUUGUGCUGAAAUCUGGGAUGACCUUGUUCCUGGGGGCAUUGGGGCGCAUUGAUUACAUACAGGGAGCCCAGUCCUCUUGGUUUACUGUUGUGGCCUCUAACCUGUUGCCCGUACACAUCACGCUGGUCGAGAAAGCAGAUGCCGUCUAUCAGAAACACGCAGGUCACAAGUUACUGAAGGUCCCCAUGGGAGGCGAAGAGCGAAUGAAAGAUUUCCCGUCGCUUGUUCCUCAAGAUGUGACGUUGGAAGGAACUGGUGAUGCUGAGGCUGUGGCUGACAUAAAGCUUUCAUCUGCCGGCUGGGUGGCUGUUACAGCUCAUUCAAACAACAAAAUGCAUCUAAGGUGCUAUACUCCAGAAGGGACAGCGCUGACCAUCCGGAGACCUCCUCUGCUGCCACACAUUGUUCAGAUCAAAGGGGAACGUUUGAGAAGAAGUCCAGCCUAUAAGACUAAAAAACCCCCUCCCUUUGUGGAGAACCAAAGCAGAAAUGUUAAAAAAUAGGGGGGGGAAAUGUCAUCUGAAUGGCCAGCUUGGAGUUCUUUCCGUCUGAUUUGCUUCAUUUUGAUGAAUAUUACUGGAAGAGGAAGGAGGGUCUCAGAUAAAACUGCAGCAAGAUUGGUAUGUGGAGAAACGAGCCACGUGUGGCUGUCGGCCUGUAACGGGUGGAAACAGCAUCGAGAAGGCAAACAGCAUCUGAACAGCCUGACCGGGGGCCUAUCUUUUACUUUGCCUUUCGCAUCGUGUAGGAACCGAGAGAUCUAGCAAAACCCAUGCAUUUUUCAAUAUUGGGUUUCGGGCGGCACUUUGCAAACGGAGUCCCAUUGCCUCCCGAGAACUCAUUUCUUGCUGCAGAAACGACUGAACCUGGCUGUGAAAAAAGAGUAAGUGGGUGUCCAGGUUGCUGUGGGGUGGGACCUGGAAGUUAAGGAACGGGAAGCAAAGCCAAGAUCCAAGCAGGAGUAUGGGAGCGGGUAUCCAGUGCAGUUAUACCCCAAGGGCUUCUGUUUCACCACAGCUGAAUUGUUCUAAUAAGCUGUGGCCACGCUGAGAUUGUGAGGUUUAGACUGAGCAUGACACUGGCUGAGGCGAAGGCCCCUUUCCCUAAGACUUGCCACGAGGUGCAAGGGAUCGAGUUCAGAGGGGGGAAAGCGUGUUUGCCUCAGCCGGGGUCACGCUGAGUUAGGCCUGAAGGCCUUCAAAGUGGAGAGAGCGGACCAUCUGAGAAGCCUUCCCUACUUCCACAGGAAGGACUGCGGAUCACCCAUAGAGUGGCCAGUGGGGUCAAUGCCUUCCG
Molecule: messenger RNA, 2866 nt
Organism: Gekko japonicus
Lineage: Eukaryota; Metazoa; Chordata; Lepidosauria; Squamata; Gekkonidae
Gene: NOA1
Product: nitric oxide associated 1
Exons: 8
Coding region: 1-2073 (690 amino acids)
Molecular function (GO): GTP binding
Source: RefSeq, a predicted model, not a curated record